Pediculus humanus corporis (human body louse) is the source of this 714-nucleotide messenger RNA. RefSeq lists its product as uncharacterized. The coding region runs from base 1 to 714 and encodes 237 amino acids. The record is from RefSeq and is a predicted model, not a curated record. The transcript is spliced from 3 exons. Lineage: Eukaryota; Metazoa; Arthropoda; Insecta; Psocodea; Pediculidae.
AUGAGUGACGUUGGUUUAUCGGAGCGUGUUCCAAAUGACGAUUUGAAAACAUCAAAAAAAGAAGAAAAAAUAAAAUUUUUAAAAAACACGUUAAAAUACUAUCAGAGUAGGUCUUUGUCGUUAGACACCAUACUGGUGUCGAAGCAACAAGACAUUCCACCAUUUGAAAAACCAAUAACAUACAAAGUGCUUCAAGAAAAUGUAAAAAGACUUCAUGACGACAUCAUGUUUAUGGUAUCGCUUAAAGACUGUGCCAAAUUUAUCAAAAACAACAUAGCCUGUUCUGCAUUUUUAGAAACUAAUGAUUCAACGAGUAAAAGAGAAUUAUUAAACAAAUGCGAGGGAAUAAUUUAUUUGAGUAAAUCAAUUGUGAAAUUAUACAAUGAAAAAUUAAACGAAUUAGAUGUCACUAAAACAAAAAUGAAUUAUUUAUCUGCCUUGUCAAAAUACGAAUACAAUUUGAAAUCUGUCAAGAAUAACGAAGACAAUUAUAGCCAAGAUGAUAAAAUAGCUUUAGAAAAAGCAGAAUUACAUGUGUACAAAAUUAAUCUCAUUCGAGCUUUAAAAUCAGUUUUAAUCGGUUUCACAUCCGUACAUUAUCCUGCAGUUUACGCACAAUUUGAAAAAUUUCGAAAUCCCAUAAGAAGAAAUUUCACAUUGGAAGAUUUUUCAGAGAGUUGGGAUGUUGAUUUAUCUCAUGCAACAAACAAAUGA